This is a messenger RNA of Suillus discolor, 741 nucleotides long. RefSeq lists its product as uncharacterized. Bases 1 to 741 code for a protein of 246 amino acids. The transcript has 3 exons. Lineage: Eukaryota; Fungi; Basidiomycota; Agaricomycetes; Boletales; Suillaceae. The record is from RefSeq and is a predicted model, not a curated record.
AUGGAUAUCAUGGAAAAAGAGGGAGCACAUGUUGCUGACCGCCCACGUUCUAUUGCAGUGCACGAGACUCUGUGUCUCUACCAGACUGCAUCUGCAAUCACAAUUAUGAUGAUGGCUGCUGCCACUCAUACAGAUGCGCAGGCUCACGUACAAGAGGAACUCGAUGACGACAUACCUCUCGACGCUCAUUAUCAUGAUUCUCGCCCAUUCAUGAUUACUCGACGUCUUCCUACUUGUCUUGUCCAUCUCCUCUCUCUCAUUCUCGUCCUCCUCCUUGUCUUCUUCCCUUCUCCUGCUCUCGUCCAUCGUCUGUAUUCGUCUGAGCCACGUCAGCAGUUGCUGACGUGUGCUGGGCGUUUGCGCAUGGCGUUUGUGGCAUUUGGAAUGGCAUGGUGGAGCUCGGACAUUGAUUCAGCAGGGCUUUCCGCCUUUCGCUUAGUCGGACCUGGUUCGACCAAAUGGCUGAACCGAACCCAUGGUUCGGUUCGGUGUUCAGAAAAUUUGCCCCAAGAACCGGACCGAACUGGACUUCGGCAACACUAUGCCGUUCACAACACCCUCAAGGCAUAUCGUGAGGGCACAUACGAGAACGUCGACGCAUCCGCUGAACAAUUCUACGACGUUUACAGUUCAAUCAUGGCGUUGAUCGGUAGAAUCAGGCUUGAUGACGCGUUGAGGGAGAGGUACAAAUCUUUGUGCAAAUCAAUCAUCAGACGUGGAGAGGCAGAUAUUGGGCUGUAG